This is a messenger RNA of Knipowitschia caucasica, 1731 nucleotides long. Lineage: Eukaryota; Metazoa; Chordata; Actinopteri; Gobiiformes; Gobiidae. The record is from the annotation of a GenBank genome assembly.
AUGUCAGGGAUCAUUGUUCUGGGUCUCCGUCACACAGAGAGAGAGAGACAGACGGGAGGGUCUCGCUACAAGAGGGUCUCGCUACAGCAGGGUCUUGCUCCAACAGGGUCUCGCUACAAGAGGGUCUCGCUCCAACAGGGUCUCGCUACAAGAGGGUCUCGCUCCAACAGGGUCUCGCUACGACAGGGUCUCGCAACAACAGGGUCUCGCUACAACAGGGUCUCGCUACUACAGGGUCUCGCUACAACAGGGUCUCGCUACAGCAGGGUCUCGCUACAGGAGGGUCGCGCUACAGCAGGGUCUCGCUACAACAGGGUCUCGCUACAACAGGGUAGCAGGGUCUCGCUACGACAGGGUCUCGCUACAGGGGGGUCUCGCUACAACAAGGUCUCGCUACAGCAGGGUCUCGCUACAGGAGGGUCUCGCUACAGGAGGGUCUUGCUACAGCAGGGUCUCGCUACAGGAGGGUCUCUGCUACAGCAGGUUCUCGCUACAACAGGGUCUCGCUACAGCAGGGUCUCGCUACAACAGGGUCUCGCUACAGCAUGGUCUCGCUACAGCAGGGUCUCGCUACGACAGGGUCUCGCUACAACAGGGUCUCGCUACGACAGGGUCUCGCUCCAGGAGGGUCUCGCUACAGGGGGGUCUCGCUACAACAAGGUCUCGCUACAACAAGGUCUCGCUACAACAAGGUCUCGCUACAACAAGGUCUCGCUACAACAGGGUCUCGCUACAGGAGGGUCUCGCUACAGGAGGGUCUCGCUACAGGAGGGUCUUGCUACAGCAGGGUCUCGCUACAGCAGGGUCUCGCUACAACGGGGUCUCGCUACAGCAGGGUAUCGCUACAACAGGGUCUCGCUACAGCAGGGUAUCGCUACAACAGGGUCUCGCUACAACAGGGUCUCGCUACAGCAUGGUCUCGCUACAGCAGGGUCUCGCUACGACAGGGUCUCGCUACGACAGGGUCUCGCUACGACAAGGUCUCCCUACAACAGGGUCUCGCUACAGCAGGGUUUCGCUAUGACAGGGUCUCGCUCCAGGAGGGUCUCGCUACAGGAGGGUCUCGCUACAGGAGGGUCUCGCUACAACAGGGUCUCGCUACAACAGGGUCUUGCUACAGCAGGGUCUCGCUACAGGAGGGUCUCGCUACCACAGGGUCUCGCUACAGCAGGGUCUCGCUACAGCAGGGUCUCGCUACAGGAGGGUCUCGCUACAGGAGGGUCUCGCUACAGCAGGGUCUCGCUACAGCAGGGUCUCGCUACAGCAGGGUCUCGCUACAGGAGGGUCUCGCUACAGCAGGGUCUCGCUACAAUAGGGUCUCGCUACAGGAGGCUCUCGCUACAACAGGGUCUCGCUACAAGAGGGUCUCACUGCAACAUGCCUGAUUCCAACAAAACAGCGGUGCGUCUCCCCCUCGGCCUCGCUCGGGGAUCUUCGGUGCUGCCUCAUUACGCAGAGGCUAAUGCAGAGGCUAAUGCAGAGGCUGAUGCAGAGGCUGAUGCAGAGGCUGAUGCAGAGGCUGAUGCAGAGGCUGAUGCAGAGGCUAAUGCAGAGGCUAAUGCAGAGGCUAAUGCAGAGGCUAAUGCAGAGGCUAAUGCAGAGGCUAAUGCAGAGGCUGAUGCAGAGGCUGAUGCAGAGGCUGAUGCAGAGGCUGAUGCAGAGGCUGAUGCAGAGGCUAAUGCAGAGGCUAAUGCUAGCAGCGCGGAGCAGAGAGGGGCCAGAGUCUAUUAG